Molecule: messenger RNA, 1098 nt
Organism: Kwoniella botswanensis
Lineage: Eukaryota; Fungi; Basidiomycota; Tremellomycetes; Tremellales; Cryptococcaceae
Exons: 8
Coding region: 1-1098 (365 amino acids)
Molecular function (GO): oxidoreductase activity
Source: RefSeq, a predicted model, not a curated record
AUGGCUCUCCAAACGAUGAAGCGUUAUAUCCUUUCCCAUCGUGAAGGUAUAGAUGGUCUGAAGCUGCAGACUGACGUUCCAGUACCGGAACUCCGUAGCCCUACCGACAUACGAAUCAACAUCAAGUACCUAUCGCUGAACGCUAGGGACUUACAGAUAGUCAACAAUGAUUAUCCUGCCCCCCAUGAUGUACCACAGGAUUGCGUCCCUGUCUCCGAUGGGUGCGGCGUUGUAGAGGCUGUAGGUAGCGAAGUGACGUUGUUCAAGGUCGGGGAUAAAGUUGCACCAGUGUUCCCUCAAGGACAUCAUUAUGAAGAAGACCUUGCAUUGCGGUCUCUGAAGCGAGGUUUGGGAGGUGCGAUCGACGGUGUAGCUGCUGAAUACUUUGUCUGUGAUCAAGAAGAAGCAGUACACAUACCAUCCAAUUUCGAUUGCCUUCAGGGUUCUACCCUACCUGUCGGUUUUACCACUGCUUGGUCAAGUCUGUACUCUCAUCAUCCCACUCUGCAAGCCGGGCAGACUGUACUAUGCUUGGGAACGGGUGGAGUGUCAUUGUGUGCAGCACAAAUCGCUCUGUCUGCUGGGGCAAGGGUCAUUCUCACUUCUUCAUCCCAAUCCAAGCUCGACAAAGUGACCAAACUCUUGCGCGACCUGGUCCCGGACUCAGCUCCCAAUAAUGCUAUCCAAACCAUCGAUUAUUCCAAAAUUGACGCAUGGGAUGUGGAAGCUCGUAGAUUGAAUGGAGGCAGGGGUGUAGACUUCGUCAUUGAGAUAGCGGGCAGAGCUACACUCGCAAGGAGUAUCAGGAGUACUAAGCAAGGAGGUUUGGUAGCUAUUUCGGGUUACAUGAGUGAUUACAAGCCUAUCCCUGAUCAUCUAAUACAAGAAGAUAUCGCCAAAGUUAUUCUCUAUUCAGCUGCGAACGUAAGAGGUGUCUUCGUUUGCAAUAGAGAGGAUUUCAAGACUGCUGUUUCGGCACUAGAACUGGGUGGUGUCAAGCCAAUAAUCGACAAGGUGUUCAAGUUUGACGACUUGAAAGAUGCGUAUCGGUACAUGGAGGAAGGCAGGCACAUAGGGAAAGUUUGCAUUGAGCUCUAG